This is a messenger RNA of Aspergillus campestris IBT 28561, 765 nucleotides long. Its product is annotated as BTB/POZ domain-containing protein. The transcript has 2 exons. Lineage: Eukaryota; Fungi; Ascomycota; Eurotiomycetes; Eurotiales; Aspergillaceae. Bases 1 to 765 code for a protein of 254 amino acids. Gene Ontology annotation, molecular function: protein binding. The record is from RefSeq and is a predicted model, not a curated record.
AUGGCUGACUGGUCUCUUCUCAUGAUGGGCGCAAAAGCGCCAGACAAAUCCUUUAAGCGCAACCUCAAACGCCUCCACCAAGACCGGCGCUUCUCCGACCUAACCCUCGAAACCGGCCCCCUCAAACUCGACGUCCACAAAGCCAUAAUCAGCAGUCAAUCAGACUACUUCCAAGCCCUCCUCAGCAACAAGUGGGCCGAGUCCACCAGCCGCACCAUCCGCCUCGAAGACGAUGACCCAGAAUCCGUGAAAGCCAUGGUCCAAUUCAUGUACGAAUUCGACUACGACAGCCCAACCGACAACAUCGACGAACAAGACGACGUCGACCCAACCAUCUUCCACCUCCGAGUCUACAAGGCAGCAGACAAAUACCUCAUCCCAGAGCUCAAAGUAUCCGCGCUACGCAAAUUCCUCACAGCCACAAACACCUCCAAAAACCUAACCACGCUCCUCCCGCAAAUCAUCGAAGAAGCCUACGCCGCCACGCCGGCAAGUGAUUCGCGCCUGCGCCGCGCCGUACUAGAGCUAGUGCUCAGCAAGCAGGAUAAGCUCAUUCGCCGGGAUGCGUUCACCGAAGUUAUCAAGAACGGGGGCGACUUUGCGGUCGAUUCCAUGAGGGAGAUGAGCCAGGUUGCGGCGCGGGUGCGCGGGUUUCUGUGUUUUAAGUGUGGGCGCAAGAGUUACUUUGAUACUACGCGGUCGACGAGGAUCCGGGUGUAUACUUGCGUGGAGUGUGGGGCGCGUAUUAGAAGGGUAUUUUAUUAG